CCAAACAGUGAAAAUUUCACGCAGUGCAUUGGCCAUGUGGAUCACCAAAAAAAGCUGGAUGCUAAGACCAAUCGUUACCUACUGAUAAAUGCGAAUGGGGGCUUAAAUCAGAUGAGAUUUGGGAUUUGUGAUAUGGUUGCCGUUGCUAAGAUCAUGAAGGCAACACUAGUUCUCCUGUCACUUGAUCACUUCUACUGGGCAGAUGAAAGGCUACAGCGACUUCAAGGAUCUUUUUUAUUGGAAGCAUUUCAUUAAGACCUUAAAGGAUGAGGUUCACAUAGUUGAAAAACUGCCAGUUUCACACGAGAAAAUUGAACCUUUUACAAAGGCCCCUAUAUCCUGGUCUAAGGUCUAUUACUAUAAAUCAGAUGUUCUCCCACUUUUGAAACAACACAAGGUUACGUACUUCACCCAUACAGACUCCCGACUGACAAACAAUGGACUUCCAACAUCUGUUCAGAAGCUGAGAUGUCGUGUAAACUACAGAGCAUUGAAAUAUUCAGGCUCAAUUCAAGAGCUGGGUGCCACCUUAAUCUCAAGGAUGCGCCAAGGUGGAAGCCCUUAUAUUGCUCUUCAUUUACGGUGAUAUAAAGAUUUAAAUAGGAGAAUGCUGUAUGAAUCUUUUGGAACAGACUUGU
Asparagus officinalis (garden asparagus) is the source of this 638-nucleotide messenger RNA. RefSeq lists its product as uncharacterized. Gene Ontology annotation, cellular component: chloroplast; cytoplasm; Golgi apparatus. NCBI's taxonomy places the organism in Eukaryota, Viridiplantae, Streptophyta, Magnoliopsida, Asparagales, Asparagaceae. The record is from RefSeq and is a predicted model, not a curated record. The transcript has 6 exons. Bases 203 to 586 code for a protein of 127 amino acids.